Messenger RNA from Phlebotomus argentipes, 2010 nucleotides. RefSeq names its product sodium-coupled monocarboxylate transporter 2-like. The record is from RefSeq and is a predicted model, not a curated record. Gene Ontology annotation, molecular function: symporter activity. Lineage: Eukaryota; Metazoa; Arthropoda; Insecta; Diptera; Psychodidae. Gene Ontology annotation, cellular component: membrane. The coding region runs from base 1 to 1707 and encodes 568 amino acids. The transcript has 3 exons. Gene Ontology annotation, biological process: transmembrane transport; sodium ion transport.
AUGGAUUUGGAUAAGUUUUCUGCUCUUGACAUCUUCCUGUUCGCGAUCACAUUCCUCUUGUCCGCCGUGAUCGGGCUUUAUCAUGGCUGUCGCUCACGGAGGGCGAACACGCGCGAGGAAUACCUCUUGGGCGGCCGGAAGCUGGGCCUCUUCCCCGUCACAGCGUCGCUCGUGGCCACGGCCGUGUCCGGAUCGACGCUCCUUGGCCAGGCGGCCGAAGUGUAUGUGUACGGAACGCAAGCCUGGCUCCUGGCUGGAGUCUGUUACAUAAUGUCCAUCAUUGUGCCCAUCGUCUACCUCCCAGUCUUUCUGGAGGUUGGGGAAUUGUCUAGCUUCAAAUACUUGGAGCUGAGAUUCAGUCGCUCCGUGAGGAUCUUCGCGAGUGUUCUGUACUCGAUCGUGUCACUCUUAUUCCUAUCAGUCACUGUUUAUGUGCCCGCACUGGCUGUCCACGAGUUCACGGGAGUCUCAGUGCACUUGACCACGGGUCUGCUGACCAUCGUAUGCGUCUUCUACACAGCCAUCGGCGGAAUAAAGGCCGUGGUGUGGACGGACGUCUUUCAGAUCACUCUCACGCUCGUGUCCUCGAUCAUCGUGGUGAUAGUGGGCGCUCAGCAAGUGGGUGGAUUCGGAAAAGUCUACGAAGCCACAAAUCGAGGAGGAAGACUCGUGUUCUUCAACUUAGAUCCUGAUCCCACAGUCCGAUCAACGUUCUGGGAAUACUUGUUCAGCAUGACCCUCGUGGCCAUUUAUCAGUUCGGCAUCAGUCAGACGAGCACUCAGCGCUUUCUGGCGCUCUCGGACCUCCGCAAAAUGCGCCUGGCCUUGUGGGGCCUCACCUUAUUCUUCACAAUAUUCCUCCUCCUCUCUCAGACCAUCGGAGCCAUCAUCUUCACCACUUACGAGACCUGCGAUCCCUUCAAGGCGGGCCUCAUUCGCAAGAUCGAUCAGAUUCUUCCGCAUUACAUCGAGAGAACAGCCUCUGUCUUGCCAGGAUUCUCGGGAAUCUUCAUUGCUGGCAUUUUCUGCGCCAGUUUAUCGUCCACCUCGUCCUUCCUCAACACUCUCAGUGGCUCCAUCUACGACGACUUCCUGUCCAGACGCUUCAGGAAUGCCUCUGAGGCGAAAGCCAGCAAUAUUGUGAAGUUCAUAGUUGUGAUCCUGGGCAUUGUGCAGAUGUUCCUGCUGCUGCUGAUCGAGAAACUCGGCACGAUCUUCAACAUGACGGCGCAGUGCUUGGUUCUGGCCACUUCGGCGCUCCUCGGACUCUUCACGCUGGGCAUGCUGUGCCGCAGAGUGAACACAAGAGGAGCUUUGGCUGGUUCAAUCGUAUCUGUUGUCGCCAUUUCGAUACUCACAAUUGGAGGACUUUACAAGAGUCGCGAUCCAUUUCUUCCCUUGAGAACUGAUGGAUGUGAUCCUGAAAUUUUCAACGCCACAACAUUGCCUCAAACUCCCGUAGAGUCAACUGACGGCAGCGACAUUCCGUGGGUGUUCAAGAUCCACUUCCUCUACCACGCUUUAAUAGGCUUCUCGCUGAACCUGAUCGUAGGAUAUGUUGUCAGUGUCCUGACAGGAGGAAAUCCUUCGGUGGAUGAAAAACUCUUGGCGCGAUUUUUGAGAAGAACUCAGAAGGGCGAAGAAGAAGUAAAGCUCAAUGAUGUGAACGGAGAAAAUGGAAAAGUGUUGUUUUUUCGAAGUGAAUAAGAAUAUUCAAGUAUGUUGAAUAUGCAAAUGUGAUUAAAUUCUUGCCAUAUUUCUAUGUAAAGUAUUUGUUUGUUCUACUUUUUAACACGAUGACAGAGAAUAAGUUGCGAUUAAUAAAUAAUGUAUUAUAAAAAUAAAUAAUUGCUUGUCUGACAGCAAUUAAUUUAUCAAUGUUAGAUUAGGUUGUAUAAUUUUCCUGUAAAGUUAUUGAAUGAAAGCAUGGGUGAGAAUGAGAAGAAAUAAAGAACUUUCUAUGUUAAAUAAAUAGAUGGAAAUCUAUUCGCUUCACCUGUGAAAGAAGAA